UCGAUAGAACAUGUGCGUUUUUGUCCUGAACGUCGUCGGCGGCGGCAGGUUUUGAGAGCUCUAAUCUGAUAAAUGCUUUUAUCUGUGCGCCCUCUAUCUCGGUUUCGCUUGCUCGCUCUUGCUGUCUCUCCCCUCGACGGACGACCGACCGACCGACCCGUGGAACAGAUUCUGGAUGCGUACAGUGCGUCGCCGUAGCGCUGAUCGUCGUCGUUUUCUUCGGUGCCGUUGUUGUUGUUAGAGUCUCGCGUCGUAGUGUUUGUUGUUAUUGAUGCAUCGUCGUCGUCGUCGUCGUCGCCUACUUUGCGAGAAGAUCGAUCUGCCCUCGUCAAGUGGAAAAUCACCGUCGCUUACUGAGUGAGUGCUUUGGGAAAAAUUGCACCCCGAUGAAUGAAGCAUAGUGAUCCGUGAUCCGUGAAAACAUCAAACGCUAAGUUGAGGUUUUUGUUUUUUGAAAGGGCAGAUUGAAGAUCACGUCGAAACCGAUGCGAUGCGGCGGUGGCAGUGACGUUUGAUGGAUUAAGGUGAAGAAUUACAUUCUUGAGUGAUUGAAAAAGUGCAGUGACAAAAGUGAAGAUUGAUAAUCAAUGAAUUACUGAGCACAAGUGAGUGAAAACAUUGGUGCAAAACGAUCCAAGAGCGAAAAUCUGACAGAAAGAAAGCAACUCGGAAGCGUUUGAGUGAGAGUGCGUUCGUGUGGGAUUUGGUGGCAGGAACCCGAAGGUACGGUGCGGGUGUGACCUUUUGUUUUCGAGACCGCGUCCGUGAAAAGCAGUCAAAAUCGUGCUCCAGUGGCAUAUUCCGGGCGAAAGCCCAUUCGAGCUAACCAAGAUUAAUAGCCUAUCGGAUAUCACCGGCGGAGGCGGCGGCAUGACGGUACCGGUACAGCGAAACUCGAUGGCCGUAUUGCAGCCUCCACGGUCACGGUUCAUGAUCAACGAUAUCCUGGCCGGAAGCCAAAGCCAUCAUCACCACCACCAGGGUCAUCAGGGCAACGGCGGUAGCGGUGGAGGAGGAGGAGGAGGUGGAGGUGGCGGAGCGGACAGCAUCAACGGCAGCAGUAGCGAAGGUCGAACGCCGAGCCCUGGUCCGCGGGAUCUGAGCAUAGUACCGGGGGGACAUCAUCUGCAUCAUCCGGGAGCCGGUGGCUUGACGCCGGGAGCGCAACAUCACCUAGGCCUGCAUCACCACCAUCACCAUCAUCACCAUCACGGGGUGGACGACGAUGUCAAGAGUGAAAGUGACAGCGACGACAGCGGUCCCCUGGACAGCUCCAGUGUGUGCAGUAACGGUGGCAAGGACGAGGACGGCAAUAGCAUAAAGAAUGGAAUGGGACUGAGCGGAUCGUCGGGACUGAGUAAAAAGCAGCGGAAAGCACGCACGGCCUUCACCGACCACCAGCUGCAGACGCUGGAGAAGAGCUUCGAGCGGCAGAAGUACCUGAGUGUGCAGGACCGGAUGGAGCUGGCGAACAAGCUGGGCCUGAGUGACACCCAGGUCAAGACGUGGUACCAAAAUCGAAGAACCAAAUGGAAGCGGCAGACGGCCGUGGGGUUGGAGCUGCUAGCGGAAGCCGGAAAUUACGCCGCUUUCCAGCGAUUGUACGGUGGACCGGCGUACCUCGGCGGUUGGCCAUACCCGGCCCAGGCUGGACCUCCAGGGGCUCCUCAGAGUGCGGUGGACGCUUACUAUCGGCAUGCCGCGGCGGCUGCCGCUCUGCAGAAACCCCUCCCGUACCGGAUCUACCCGGGCGUCCCGGGACUGGGAACGCUCAACACCAUUCCGGGUCCAAGCGCACCGUUCCCGCACCUGUCAGCGUCCUCGUCGUUAUCCACGCUCAGCAGCUACUACCAGGCUAGCAGUCAACAGGCGGCGGUGGCGGCUGCAGCUGCUGCCGCUUCCCACAACUCUCCCGGUGGCGCCGGAAGUCCCAACAACGGAAGCGCGGGCAUCCAAAACAGCGCCGGUGGCAUCCAUAACAAUAACAACAACAACAACAACAUCCACGGCAGCACCAGUAGUCUAAGUAGUCAACCCCGGCGGUCACCGAGUCCAACGCUGAAUCCGGGCAGUCCACCGGGGCGAUCCGAGAGCAAUCCGCCCAGUGACGACGAAGACGAAAACAUACAGGUCUGAGAGCCCAGUGUGAUCCCCGAUGAAAAACACUCAUAUACGUAUAUAUAGAGAUAGCAGUGUAAGGAAAGAAAAUAGUGAUUAUUAUUUUUAAUAGCAUUUAUUUAAAGCAGAUAUUAUUUUUUUAAAAAGAGGGAAUAAUUAGCGAAAUGAAAAGAGGCGUCGAAUCGCGGGGAAGGGGCAAAGGUGACGGAUGGAACGGGGAGGCGUUUGCGCCCCAAAAAGGUGAAAACAAGAUGUCAGCACCUUCGGAUCGUGCGAAAUUUACACAAAAUAGGCGCGUGAAGUCGGAAAAAUAACACCACCGUCCGUGGCGAGAAAAAUAAAACACAAAGCAUAACACCGAAGGGGACCCCGUCUCGUUUAUAACUGUUUUGUUUUGGUUUAAAUUAAUUUGCGGUACAUAAAUAAAUAGAGAAAAGCGACGCGGUUCGUUGCGCGUCCGUCCGUUCGCUUCUGUUUAUAUUGAGCCAAAGAUCAACAAAAAGUGAACUGCGCGUGAUUUGCGACCC
Molecule: messenger RNA, 2645 nt
Organism: Ochlerotatus camptorhynchus
Lineage: Eukaryota; Metazoa; Arthropoda; Insecta; Diptera; Culicidae
Product: homeobox protein B-H1-like
Exons: 3
Coding region: 871-2136 (421 amino acids)
Biological process (GO): regulation of DNA-templated transcription
Molecular function (GO): DNA-binding transcription factor activity, RNA polymerase II-specific; DNA binding
Source: RefSeq, a predicted model, not a curated record